GACAAUAGUAAUCAAUUUAUAUAACUCCUCUUGGUAUUUUCACUAUACUACUGUCGGAGGCAGUUACUAUCACCUCUAGUUACUUUAGGCAUAAAAGAGGAAAGAGCAGAGUACGUUACGAUGAACACCAAAGUAAUGUUUGGUCUAGCAUCCUGCGCCCUUCUGCUUCUUAUUAGCGUCAAAGCAGAUAGAUCAGAAUCCUCGUCGUCGUCGUCGUCAUCAUCAUCAUCAUCAUCUUACAGUUCAAGCAGUGAGGAAGGCUGUGUUCCUGGAACUAAUUGGAUGGAUGACUGUAACUAUUGUCACUGCAGUGAUACCGGUGUACCUGGCUGUACUCGUAUGCUUUGUUUCCACGACGAAACUCUAAAGUGUGUUCCAGGUACAACAUGGAUGAAAGACUGCAACACGUGCUAUUGUGAUGACAAUGGUAAAGCCACGUGCACACUCAAAGCGUAUACACCGGAAUCACCUAUACCGUCGGGUUUAGGUAGUUACGAAAACUGUGUUCCGGGAACGACGUGGAUGGAUGACUGUAACACCUGUCACUGCAACGAAAAUGGUUUAGCUGCGUGCACGCGCAUGCUGUGUUUCCCUGAAGAAAUUCAAAAGCAGUGCACUCCCGGAACAUCAUGGACAGAGGAUUGCCAGUCAUGCGUCUGCUCAGACCAAGGUGUAUCUUCUUGUACAGGCGAUUCCUGUUCGACUACUCCCAUGCCAAACGAAUGCUUGAUGUGCCAACAUUUAGUUUGCGAAAACAUCAAAGCAAAUUUACCAUGAAUUGCUAAAAACUGUAACGGUCUUGCUUGUAUCUAUAUAUUUUGUCUUUGUUGUAUCCUAACCUACAUACUUUGCCAGCAUUAUAAUAAGGUAACAUUACAAAUAAUGUUUUAGUUACUUGCCUUUUGAAUGAUAUUAGAACGUAUAUAACAAAGUACUUACCAACUAUUUGUUUAUAAUUCAUUACAGUUAUAAAGUAACAUACAUAGAAUGGCUAUCGGUCAUCACCAUACAAGGUACUAACCAGAAUUAGGCUAUAAAAUUUUUUCUGCUAGUGAGAGUUCAAGAAAAUUAUGAAUGAGAAAAGCCUUUCAAGUAGUACUAGUAGUUUACAUAUCACUCACCGUGGUUUAUAAUGCACCUUUACUUUCGUGUACAUAUGGUUUCUUAAUAAUGAAGGGACUAUCGCAAAACGUUGAAUUUUACAAUAAAUAGUUUUUUACGAACUCAAUCUGUUUAUUCAAGGUAAAUGUUAAUUUUGACAUAAAUAUGUUUUACCUCAUUAAUUAACUUACACUUUUGUACCAUAUCAACUUUAAGUUAAAUAACUUAAAUAAUAAAUACAAAAAAUAGCGACUACGAUGAAAUAUAGAGAAUUUAUUAUUAAGGGAUAUCAGAAUUGUAAACUCGGAAGUAUUCUGUGAAGUGCACUUAAACCAUUUUCUCCAAGCAGAGAGCCCUCAAUUCAACAUUCCUUGUUAUAUUACGUAAUCCUUUAGCUUUAGUUUCCGUUCAAUUUUUUCCAUUACUUAGCUUGUUUCAAAAUAUGAGUUCACUCAAUAUUACGAGCUUUGAUAUUGUUAUUUGGAUCAAUACAGCCAAAAUUGCAUUAAAAUACAUGCAAAGGAUUUAUUAUCAUAUAAUUUCAUUUCAAGAUUUUUGGAAAGUAACCUACUGUGUUUAAACGAGUAGGUUCUUAUAUAAAUCCACUGUUAAAUGAUUCGCUUCGCAUUUUGUAUUUUAUAACCAGUUCGAUAGGAGACUUUUGUUAUUAUUUCCUUUCGUUAUAUAAACUAAUCUCUGAUAUUUUCCAGAAUGAUGUGAAGAAGACAGAAAUAUCAAUCAAAUAAUACAAAUUUAGUUGCUUAACCCUACCUCACUAGUAUGUUUAUAAAGGUAAUAGGGUGUAAACACAACAAAGCUUCUAUACUUGUAAGGCUUACAUUUUGGGUUAAGUUACUAUGUCAUGAAUAAAUACGCAUUUCAUGCAUUAUGGCAA
Messenger RNA from Homalodisca vitripennis (glassy-winged sharpshooter), 1996 nucleotides. RefSeq names its product pacifastin-like protease inhibitor cvp4. The record is from RefSeq and is a predicted model, not a curated record. The transcript is spliced from 8 exons. Lineage: Eukaryota; Metazoa; Arthropoda; Insecta; Hemiptera; Cicadellidae. Bases 121 to 777 code for a protein of 218 amino acids. Gene Ontology annotation, molecular function: protein binding; peptidase inhibitor activity.